Molecule: messenger RNA, 279 nt
Organism: Mustela lutreola (European mink)
Lineage: Eukaryota; Metazoa; Chordata; Mammalia; Carnivora; Mustelidae
Product: small ribosomal subunit protein eS24-like
Exons: 1
Coding region: 1-279 (92 amino acids)
Biological process (GO): translation
Cellular component (GO): ribosome
Molecular function (GO): structural constituent of ribosome
Source: RefSeq, a predicted model, not a curated record
AUGGUUAUUGAUGUCCUUUAUCCUGGAAAGGCAACAGUACCUAAGACAGAAAUUCAGGAAAAAUUAGCCAAAAUGUACAAGACCACACCAGAUGUUAUAUUUGUAUUUGGAUUCAGAAUCCAUUUUGGUGGUGGUAGGGCAACUGGCUUUGGCAUGAUUUAUGACUCCCUGGAUUAUGCAAAGAAAAAUGAACCCAAAGACAGACGUGCAAGACAUGGUCUCUAUGAGAAGAAAAAGACCUCAAGGAAACAGCGAAAAAAAAUGCCAAGAACAGAAUGA